CGACAACACGGAAGAUGUGACUCUUAUGCUGGAGGAUUGACACAAACUUCACACGGAUCGUACAGUGAUUUACUAAAUUUGCAAAUUUUACAAUGGCCAGUUCUAGCGCGGACCCGACAACACUGUGCCUGUUUGAUGUGGACGGGACUUUAACAGCAGCUCGCCAGAAAGCAACUCCUAACAUGCAUCAGUUCUUGAAUGAUCUCAGACAGCGAGUGAGAGUCGGGGUGGUCGGAGGAUCAGACCUGGACAAAAUUAAAGAACAGUUGGGUGAUGAUGUUAUUAAUAGAGUGGAUUUUGUGUUUGCUGAGAACGGUUUGGUAGCAUACAGGUUUGGGCAGCUGCAUUCUGUGCAGAAUAUUCAGGCAUACUUGGGAGAGGAGGUUUUACAGGAUUUUAUCAAUUUCUGCCUCAAUUACCUUUCAAAGAUAAAACUGCCCAAGAAAAGAGGCACAUUUAUUGAAUUCCGUAAUGGAAUGCUGAAUGUCUCUCCAAUUGGUCGAAGCUGCAGCCAAGAAGAAAGAAUUGAAUUCUUUGAACUUGAUAAGAAGGAGAAAAUCAGAGAAAAGUUUGUCUCUGUUUUAAAGGAAGAGUUUGCUGGGAAAGGACUAGCUUUCUCCAUUGGUGGGCAGAUCAGCUUUGAUGUGUUUCCAGUGGGUUGGGAUAAGCGAUACUGUCUGGGAAUUGUAGAGAAAGACUCAUAUCAGCGCAUCCAUUUCUUUGGAGACAAAACUAUGCCUGGCGGAAACGAUUAUGAAAUCUUUGUAGACCCCAGAACAAUUGGUCAUGAGGUCAAGUCUCCUGAGGACACACAGAGGAUCUGCAAGGAGCUCUUCUUCAGCUCUGCCAUCCAGAAUGAAGUACAGUAGAAGAAUGCAAUGUCCAUGAACUGUGAAAUUAUGAAUAGAAAUCUCACUUGACAUGUCCAAGCCAUUAU
Messenger RNA from Sinocyclocheilus anshuiensis, 937 nucleotides. Its product is annotated as phosphomannomutase 2-like. Gene Ontology annotation, molecular function: phosphomannomutase activity. Gene Ontology annotation, cellular component: cytosol. The record is from RefSeq and is a predicted model, not a curated record. Lineage: Eukaryota; Metazoa; Chordata; Actinopteri; Cypriniformes; Cyprinidae. Bases 93 to 869 code for a protein of 258 amino acids. Gene Ontology annotation, biological process: mannose metabolic process; protein N-linked glycosylation; GDP-mannose biosynthetic process. The transcript has 8 exons.